Messenger RNA from Phyllotreta striolata, 5416 nucleotides. The record is from the annotation of a GenBank genome assembly. Lineage: Eukaryota; Metazoa; Arthropoda; Insecta; Coleoptera; Chrysomelidae.
AGCGAAUUUGCCGACUGGUGGAGAAAAUCAUUUUGUAACGUUUUAACGCUUGAUGCAUAAAGUUAUUUCGGACGGUUCGAAACUCUCCGUUCGAGAAGUAAAUAAAAAAGUCGGGCGCAUUUAAUGGAUAGCGGCGACGGUGCGUACGUAUUCAGCGUUCGGACGGAUUUGCGCGAGGCAGUUUGAAUUUCGCCGUUGUUUUUCGAAUCUUAUUGGCUCGCACCUUCGCAGAUAUCGAACUGUAGUGCAAUGUGAUCACGUAAUGGCGGGUAAGGCGUUACAAUGGAAAUUGGUGGCGAAUCCCACUGGACCUCAGCCCCGGCCGAGACACGGUCACCGUGCCGUCGCAAUUAAAGAUUUGAUGGUCGUAUUCGGCGGCGGAAACGAGGGAAUCGUCGACGAACUUCAUGUUUACAAUACAGCAACGAAUCAAUGGUUUGUGCCAGUUACGAAAGGAGAUGUGCCUCCAGGAUGUGCAGCAUACGGCUUCGUCGUGGAAGGAACCAGAUUACUGGUGUUCGGAGGAAUGGUAGAAUAUGGAAAGUAUAGCAAUGAAUUAUACGAAUUACAGGCCUCUAAAUGGGAAUGGAAGAAAUUAAAACCGAAACAACCGAAAUUGGGACCGCCGCCUUGCCCUCGUUUGGGCCACAGUUUUACCCUAGUUAAUGCAAAAGUGUACCUAUUCGGUGGUUUGGCUAAUGACAGUGCAGAUCCGAAAAAUAACGUUCCGAGAUACUUGAACGAUCUAUACACGUUAGACAUCAGAAGCAAUCCCGUGCAAUGGGACAUACCGCAGACGAACGGACCGGCUCCUCCUCCCCGAGAAUCUCACACCGGCGUCGCUUAUUCCGACAAAAAGAAAGGGCGAUCGUUCCUGGUUAUCUACGGUGGGAUGAGCGGCUGCAGGUUGGGUGAUUUGUGGUUUUUAGAAACGGAAACGAUGACUUGGUUGAAACCGCAAGUGUCUGGUAUAACUCCUUUGCCUAGAUCUUUACAUACGUCAACAUUGAUCGGUCAUAGAAUGUUCGUUUUCGGCGGUUGGGUGCCCGUCGUGGCCGAUGAAGUUAAAACGGCUACGAACGAGAAAGAAUGGAAGUGCACCAGCACCAUGGCAUGCCUUAAUUUGGAAUCGAUGAAUUGGGAUGAAUUGAACAUAAACGCCGAUUCCGAGGCUACGCUGCCCUGCGCUAGGGCUGGCCAUUGUGCCGUCGGAAUUAGUACUAGAUUGUACAUUUGGUCCGGUCGAGAUGGUUACAGAAAAGCUUGGAAAAAUCAAGUUUGUUGUAAAGAUUUAUGGUACUUGGAAGUUGAUAAGCCUCCAGCCCCUAGUAGAGUUUCACUGGUGAAAGCAGGAACACAAUCCCUCGAAGUAAAUUGGACGGGCUCGCCAUCAGUUCAAACCUAUAUUUUGCAGAUACAAAAGUACGAUUUGCCUCCACCGGUAGCGACGACAUCGAAGCCUGUUCCUGUUGUUCAACCAGCCACAGCGUCAUUAGUGACGUCGCCAACGCCGAAAAUUGGCCAACCUGUUUUAAGUAUUUCUCCUUCAACUCCCGUAGUUGCCCCAAAAACGCCUACGCCCCAAGUAGUGACGCCAAAAGUUGUAACUCCCGUUAGUAAAGGUCAAACGCCCGUCAAGCUGAGCACAACUGGUACUAUCAUCAGACAAGCUUCUCCUCAACAAAUCACUAGUUCCGGAAAACAGCUGAUAGUGAAACCUGGAGGAAAUGUAAUACAGAAAUCUGGAAAUGUUCAACAACAAGUUGUAACGUUGGUUAAAACUAGCACAGGAAUGACCCUGGCGACACUACCAAAAGGAGGCAAUAUUGUCCAAGGAAAGACGAAUGUACUACCGCAACAACCUAAAAAUACUAUAGUAAAAAUUGUUCCCAGUAAUCCGUCAAAUAAAGUUCUUACAACUUUAAAAACGAUCCCUUCUAAUAUGAUUCAAAUGAAUAAAGCUACAGGAAAGUUGGUCUUUUCGAAAGGAGCAACAGGUCAGCUUCCUUCUAUAGGUAACCAACAAGUUUUAGUUGUAAGUUCGAAUGCAGGUUUGAAGAAUAUACAAACAUUAACGAAUGCUCAAGCCGUAAACUUAGGAAAUGUCAAAACCACGUCUAUCAACGCCCAACCUGUCGUAACCGCUUCCUCGUUAACUAAUCUACAAGGCGUUAAACUCGCCGGAAAACCGAUCACUAUAUCUAUGCCUAUGCAAGUGGUCGGUUCCCCAAAGACUGUCACCCUCUCCAAGAACACGAAACAAGUAAUGAUUGGAGGAAAACAAGUAACAGUCCAAAUGGCCGGCAGCGGUAACAAGACCCUGACUUUAGUCCAACCGAGCCAAGCGGGCGUCAGCAAAAUCGUUCGUUUGCCCAUAAGUUCCACGGUAAACCAAUCGAACAACACCGAACAGCCCAAAUUAAUGGUGGUAUCCAGGCCCAAACAACCCACUGCCACUAUAGCGUCGACUUCUUUCGAUGGACCGGCCACAACGGACGCCGCCCUGGCGGCAUUGGCAGCAGAAGCGGGCCUCAUCGAUCCCGAGCCCUCCAAACCGGACGGCGUGGAACUCGACGUGGAUAUGGGCGAGAAAUCGAUAGAAAACGCGGACGAAUCCGGCAACAGCGCCGAAGAGAUGACGUCCGUUUCCGCCCCCAUGGAAGCGGCUUCCGGCCUUUUAGGAGGUUCGAUAAUGCAAUCGCUCGGGCUCAAAGGCGGCUCCAAAACCGUACAGAAACCGCCCAAAGGAUUUAGGUUUCGCAUGGGUUUGUACGGAGGGAGUAAGGAUCAAUUAGAGAGCGGAAUGAAAUCGUCAACGACAACUGCCGAGGCCGAUUCGACGGAGGCCACGAUGAACGGCUCGUUGAAAGCUAUCAAUAGCGAGGAGAGCGACAAGAUGGAUUUGGACGUGAAUAUAAAAUCCGAAGUGGACGAUAAGGGAAACGAUACGGAGAACGAGGAGAUUUCGGAGGCGAAUAACGGCAAUUUAUUAGAUACGACCGGUUCGAAUCCGUCCAAUUUGGAUGAGAAAAUGGAUGCCGAGAGCGGCUUGGAAUGCACAUUGGACGGCAAUUUGCGUUCGAGAAGCGACGAAUUGCUUCACGAUAUCAAAAAGGAGGAUAACACGAGCGACGAUCCGUUAGCUGCCUUAGCCUCGGCGGCCUUAGAUCAUUCGAAAGAAUUAAAAAAGACUGAAAACAGCGACUCCGAUCAGACCGUCAAGGACACUUGGUAUACGGUCGGUUUCAUCAAAGGUAACAGUUGCGACGUGCAGAGCUACUUUCUCCUCAACGACGACACCCUGGACCUCUCCUUGAACAACCUGCCUGAAUUUUUGAAUUACCCGAAAAUCAGCCUGGAGCCCGGCACCGCGUACAAAUUCAGAGUGGCCGGCAUAAAUUCCGUCGGCAGGGGCGAGUGGAGUGAGGUUUCGGCCUUCAAGACUUGCCUGCCAGGAUUUCCGGGUGCGCCGUCUGCUAUUAAAAUAGCCAAAUCCGGCGACGGAGCGCACUUGUCUUGGGAACCGCCCAGUGCCAAUCAAGGCGAAAUUCUUGAAUACUCAGUGUACCUGGCUGUUAGGGGAAAAGAUAAAGCUAAUCCUCCUGGUCAAUUAGCCUUCGUUAGAGUAUAUUGUGGACCAAGCAACCAAUGCGUCGUGACUAACACGUCUCUAUCGGCUGCUCAUCUCGAUACAACAACAAAAGCAGCGAUUAUAUUCCGCAUUGCUGCUAAAAAUGACAAAGGAUAUGGACCAGCAACGCAAGUCAGGUGGCUGCAAGAUCCACAAUCUACAAAUAAAACGACUAAACGAUUACCGGAAUCGCAACAACAGACAAUUAAAAAAAUUAAGUACGAAAAGGACGAUAUGUAAGAUCAUAAGACACCUUAAUAGGAAUUGCAAAAGUUUUUUUUUGUGUGUUUAAGCAGAAUCAAAAUAUUUGUUGGUAAUAUUUUAGACUUUUAUGAGUUUUUCGAGCUCAAUAAUGGUGAAAUAAAAAUAAGUAAAGAUGUCGAUAAUUACCUCUUUAUGCGUUUUUACCAACAUGAAAAUAAUUCUUCAUUUUUACAAAAUGUAAAGUAGUAAUUAUAUCCAACAUACCAAUUUAAUGAGUAUGACAUAAAAAAAUAAAGGGCUACAUUUUUAUUUUUAACCUAUAGCCUAUUUCUUAUUCUACAAAAUUAUUAAUGUUUUUAUAGAUUUUAAUUUGUGUAAUCCAUGCCAUUGGAUUUUUUGUACAAAGUACGUGAGUGCGAGUGAAAAUGGAACUGACGAGACUGUGAAACAUGAUUUUAUUGAAUUUUUUCUCUCAUUCAUUCUACAGCUCCGGUGUAAAUUUAAAAAUUGUUUGUAGUAAAAGUAAAGAACAUACAUUUUUUAGGUGCUUAUGCAUAAAAAUAUCACAGGAAUAUAUGCGAAAUAAAAUGUUUUUUAAUAUUGAGCGAGUAUCGAUCUAUCACAUGCUAGCUCGCUAUAGCCUGAUAGAAAUUAAGUUUAUUUAAGACAAAUUGACAGUAUAAACAUAGAUUCUUAUCCUUUUUUUUUUAUUCAAUUUGCUCGGUUUUAAUUUCGCAAGAUUUUUACAUUAAUUAGAAACUGUGUUUAUUUUAAAUGUACUAUUUUUCUACAGUUUAGCUUUUAGUUGAGAUUGUUUAUUCAUGAUAUGUCAUGUAUGAUUUAAUAAAAACUAUUGUAAGAAUAUGGUGUUAGAAGGAGUCAUUUCAAAUGUUUAUAAUACCUACUAAAAAACUAAAUAUUUGUACAAUGUAUAUAUAAUGAGAUGUAAGUUUAAUUAAAAUAAUACAGUUAAAUUAUUUUUAUUUGAUAAAUAAUAGUGAAAUUUGUUUUAAAAAAUCGCCAAUAUAUCAAACGAGGAUUUUGCAUAAUGUAUUCAAAAUCUUCGUAUGAAGAAGUUCUAUAAUACAUACAUUCAUUUGUCACUAGGUAAAUAGGAAUAUAUUUCACAGUUGGAUGUAGGUCUCAUUUUUUUUUCAUUUUUUUUAUUGGUCCUUUAUGUAAUGUUAUCAAUAAAGUCCAUUUAAGUAUUAUUUUCUUGUUUAGUUUAGGCUAACUUUCCUAAUUUUUGUGUAUGUAAAAAGUUCCAAUUACACUGCACAUUACUUUUAUGUUCCUCGGGUAGUUAAUAUGCAAUUCAUUGUAUAUAAUUGUACAUUCAUAGUAGGUUGUCUGGUAUCGUUUUGAAGAUUAGCUUUUUCGUAUUUAUGAUAUAUAUAUAAUUGUUCAAUUAAUUGCUGAUUUUUUGAUCUUUUACAUUUAAAAUAACUUAUGCGCAUUUAUAUAAAUUUGUUAUUUUACCAGUUUAUUGUCAACGGAGCGACCAAACGCAAGUGACUUGGUCGUUUUCUUGAUUGUGGAUUUAUUUGUAAUAAAAUUUUAUUAAAAUUUAUUACCGCUCUG